This is a messenger RNA of Closterium sp. Naga37s-1, 9189 nucleotides long. NCBI's taxonomy places the organism in Eukaryota, Viridiplantae, Streptophyta, Zygnematophyceae, Desmidiales, Closteriaceae. The record is from the annotation of a GenBank genome assembly.
AUGUAUUCGUCAUUGGUACUUUUCUUCCUGUUUCACCUGGCGGGUUUCAAGCUACCAAAACACGUGGACGAUCGCGACGCGGAGUGGCCGAUCGCGGCGCGGGGAGCGGAGGAGGAGCACAGCGGGGGAGGCCAUUCGGACGAUGAAAGGUCGAUCGCGGGCGACUCGUGGUCCGUUAAGAGCGAGUAUGGCAGCACGCUGGACGGCGACGAGGCGCGCACGGCGGAGAUGAUGUGCGGGACGACGAUUGCGGAGGACUCGCAGGCCAGCGGGAGUGCACCGGAGGAGAGGGAGCAUCAGGAGCUGAACGGGCUGCGAGAGCACGAGGGAGGCGCGGACGGGCAUGCAAGCCAUGUCCAUGUCUCCGACCAUUACCAUCACGCGGACGCAAGGUCGCAGCAGCAGCAGCAGCAGCAGCAGCAGCGCGUGGCUUACCAGCAGUCGCCGCUUCUCCGCGCCCGCGUUCCGCAGUGGCUGGCCGCGCAGCAGCGGCAGCAGCGGUGGCAGCAAGACGCGAUGCUUGCGCUUCAACAGCAGCAGCAGCAACAGCAGCUGCAACAGCAACAACAACAACAACAGCAGCAGCAGCAGCAGCAACCGCAGCAACAACAAUCACAACCGCAACCGCAGUCACAGCAGCAGCAGCAGCGACAGCAGGCUCUGUCUUUUCAAAUAUGUCACCAGCACGGGGUUCAGAGCGCGUAUACCCACCAGAGCAACUUGCAGGGGGAGCUGGGGGGGCUGAGCGGGCUGCUAGCGGGCAGCGCGCCUAGCGAGGGGAGCCUGGAUGACCGAAUAUCGGAUCUCGAUUGUUCCGCUGGGGGCGAUGGGGAUGAUGACGGGGAUGACGAUGACGAUGAUGAGGAUGAGAAUGGGGAUCGGGAUCGGGAUGGGAAUGUUGAUGGGGAUGGGGCGGAGGGCAUGCGGAAUGAAGCAGGGGGCGAUGGGUUAGGGUACGACGCAGGGGCGCCGAGCGGGGCAGCGGACGCGCCGGGGAGUGGAGCGGCGGAGGGGACUGGGGGAGGAUUGCGGGGGAGAGGAGGGGGGGGUGAUGGUCAGGAGGACGGCGGAAUCGGCGAGGCCGGGGAGAACGCGGGGGGAGGCGAGGAGGGGCAGAGAGCGGGCGAGAAUGGAGAAGGGGAUGGGGAUGGGGACGAGAAAAAAGAGGGCGAUGGGGAUGAGGAGGGGGGAGAAGACGAAGAAGAGGAAGAAGAGGAGGAGGAAGAGGAGGAGGAAGAGGAGGGGUCUGUGCUUGGGUUGAGGUCGCACUGGGACAGCACGUACGCGGACGAGCUACAACAGUUCAAGGAAUGCGGUGAUCCCGGCGAGAUAUGGUUCGGCGGAGACGUGAUGGAAACGUGUGCGGAGUGGACAGCGCGGAUCGCCGCGGCCUCUGCUGCCGCGCUCGCAGCCACCGCUGCUGCUGGGGGCGAUGGGGCUGGCGUGGAGCAAGGGGGCGAGGGGGAGGGGGAAGAGGACAAGGGGGAGUCGGUAGCAGGGGCGCCAGGGACGUCAGAGGGGGCGGCGUCAGGGUCAGCAGCAGCAGAAGGGCUGGCAGGGGCGGCGGCGGGGUGGCGGGUGGUGGAUGUGGGCACGGGUAACGGGCUGCUGCUGCACGCACUGGCCCGAUACGGCUUCCACAAUCUCCUGGGCACGGACUACAGUGAGGCAGCGGUGCAGCUCGCACAGCAGGUGGCGGAGCAAGCCGGGCUCAUGCACCUGCAAUUCCAGGCUGACGAUGUGCUGGACUCAGGCCUGCCCUCGGCGUCGUGCCACAUGGUGGUGGACAAGGGCACCUUUGAUGCCGUCCGACUGCACCCUCACGGCUCCACUCGCAAGAUCAGCUAUAAGAACACAGUGGCAAGGCUGCUUCUCCCCAACGGCCUUCUGGUCAUCACGUCCUGCAACAGCACCGUGGCUGAGCUCACGGCAGAGUUCGCCCCUCCAGUUAUAGGGAACGAUGAAAGUGGGGGUAUCAACACCGGGGAGCAGCAAUGGAGAGGGGCCUUUGAGGUGAAUCAUGCAUUUCCAACGGCCUCAUCCGUUCCGUGGUUCAUCACCCGCCGCGCGCUCGUCACCGGCGCGUCCAUCUUCGUCGGCGCCACGUCCGGUCUCCUCGCGUCGGCCGCCGCGAUGGCCAGCGACCGCCGCCUGCGCGGGCGCCAGGCCGUCCUGGAAAAAAUCCGCGCGUUGCGCGAGGAGCAGCUGUCGGAGAAGUCGUCGGAUAAGCUCGCGGAGGGGCCGAGCGCGCCUUCUGUUGAGACAACCACCGAGGGAGACGAGGCGGGCGAGCAGGAUAGCCUUCCUGUGAGCGAGGCGGCUGUGGUAACUGGGGCUGGUGUGGGCGCAUUGGUGGACGCAGUUUCUUCUGGAUCGGCUGCUGCUGGCGCCGACGCCGCUACUAUCGACGCCGUCUCCAGCGCCGCGGGAAGCGGAGCACAGGCCGCUGCUGAUGGCAGCGCGGCGUCGGCGAUCCAGUCAGCUUCGGGCUUGGAUAUCGGGAUCGAUGAUGCUGAGCUGGACGCUGACGUGACGCCGUCGGGAGACGUUGACGAGGGCAUCGAGACACAGCCCGAGGCUGAAUAUGAGGCAGUAGCUGAGCCCGAGCCUGAGGGAACGGCUGAGCCCGAACCGGACGCAGUAGCUGAUCCCCAACCUGAGCCUGAGACAGCAGCUGAGCCCGAGCCUGAGCCUCCCGGUGAGUUCGACCCUGAACCAGCAGCUGACCCCGAGCCUGAGGCGGGGGCUGAGCCCGAACCUGCGACAGCAGCCGAGCCCGAGCCUGAAGCAGCAGCCGAGCCUGAGCCUGAAGUGGCAACCGAGCCCGAGCCUGAAGAAGCAGCCGAGCCCGAGCCUGAAGCAGGUGGUGAGCCCGCCGAACCUGAGGCAAUUGCUGAGCCCGAACCUGAAGCAGAGGCCGAAACUGAAGCUGCAGCAGCUGAGCCCGAGCCUGAAGCAGCAGCUGAGCCCGCCGAGCCUGAGCCGAUGGCUGAGCCCGAGCUUGAAGCAGAGGCCGAACCUGAAGCUGAAGCAGCAGCUGAGCCCGAGCCUGAAGCAGCAGCUGAGCCCGCCGAGCCUGAGGCAAUGGCUGAGCCCGAGCCCGAAGCAGAGGCCGAACCUGAGCCUGAGUCAGCAGCUGAGUCCGGGGCUGAUGGAGCAGCUGAGCCGGAGCCUGAGGAAGUGGCUGAGCUUGAGCCUGAGCCUGAAGUUGAAGUUGAGCCCAAGCCUGAAGCCGCUGAGCCUGAGCCUGAGGCAGCAGCCGAGCUCGAGGCUGAAGCAACAGCUGAGCCCGAGCCUGCAGCAGCAGCCGAGUCCGAGGCUGAAGCAGCAGCGGAGCUGGAACCUAAGCCUGAAGCGGUGGCUGAGCCCGAGCUUGAAGCAGAGGCCAAGCUCGAGCCUGAGGCAGCAGCUGAACCCGGGUCUGAACAAGCAGCUGAGCUCGAGCCUGAGUCAAUGGCUGAACCCGGCCCUGAGCCUGAAGCUGCAAUUGAGUCUGAGCCCGAAAUUGCUGAGCCCCGGCCUGAAGCAGCUGGGCCCGAGCCUGAAGCAGCUGAGCCCAAGCCUGAAGCAGCUGAGCCCGAGCCUGAAGAAGCAGGUCAGCCCGAGACUGAGACAAUGGCUGAUGCCGAGCUUGAGCCUGAAGCUGCAGUUGAGCCCGAGCCGGAGGCCGAGCCUGAAGCAGCAGCCGAGCCCGAGCCUGAAGAAGCUACUGGGUUCGAACCUGAGCCUGAAGCUGCAGCUGAGUUCGAACCUGACGCAGUGGCCGAGCCUGAAGCUGAGGCAGUGGCUGAGCCCGUACCUGAACCUGAAGUUGCAGUUGAGCCCGAACCUGAGGGAAUGGCUGGACCCGAGCCUGAGUCGGAGGUUGCAGCAGCGCCCGAGCCUGAGGCAACAGCUGAGACAGGUCCUGAGGCAGCAGCGGAGACGGGACCUGAAGGAGCGGCAGACAUCGAGCCUGAAGCGCCAGCAGACCCCGAGCCCAAAGAGACACCAGCGCCUGAGCCUGAUACUUUGGCCGAACCCGAACCUGAAGUAGUGGCUGAGCCAGAGCCUGAAGCACAAUCUGCACCCGAGCCUGAGGCGGCAGCAGAGCCCGAGCCCGAGCCUGAGGCGGCAGCCGAUCCCGAGCCUGAAGCAGCAGCAGAGCCCGAGCCUGAGCCUGAGGUGGCAGCAGAGCACGAGCCUGCGCCUGAGGUGGCAGCAGAGCCCGAGCCUGAAGCAGCAGCUGAGCCCGAGACCGAGCCUGGGGCGGCAGUAGAGCCCGAGCCUGAAGCAGCAGCUGAGCCCGAGACCGAGCCUGGGGCGGCAGGAGAGCCCGAGCCUGAGCCUGAGGUGGCAGCAGAGCCCGAGACUGAGCCUGAGGCGGCAACAGAGGCCGAGCCUGAGCCUGAAGCAGCAGCAGAGCCCGAGCCUGAGCCUGAGGAGGCAGCAGAGCCCGAACCCGAGCCUGAAGUUGCAACAGAGGCCGAGCCUGAGCCUGAGGUGGCAGCCGAGCCCGAGCCCGAGCCUGAGGCAGCAGCAGAGCCCGAGCCUGAAGCAGCAGCAGAGCCCGAGCCUGAGCCUGAGGUGGCAGCAGAGCCCGAGCCUGAGGCGGCAGUGGAGCCCGAGCCUGAAGCAGCAGCUGAGCCCGAGCCUGAGACGGCAGCAGAGCCCGAGCCCGAGCCUGAAGUGGCAGCAGAGCCCGAGCCCGAGCCUGAGGCAACAGCAGAGCCCGAGCCUGAGCCUGAGGUGGCAGCAGAGCCCGAGCCUGAGCCUGAAGUGGCAGCAGAGCCCGAGCCUGAGCCUGAGGUGGCAGCGGAGCCCGAACCUGAGCCUGAAGCAGCAGCAGAGCCCGAGCCUGAGCCUGAGGUGGCACCAGAGCCCGAGCCCGAGCCUGAAGCACCAGCACAGCCCGAGCCUGAGCCUGAGGCGGCAGCAGAGCCCGAGCCUGAGCCUGAGGUGGCAGCAGAGCCCGAGCCUGAAGUGGCAGCAGAGCCCGAGCCCGAGCCCGAGGCAGCAGCAGAGCCCGAGCCUGAGCCUGAGGCGGCAGCAGAGCCCGAGCCUGAGCCUGAGGUGGCAGCAGAGCCCGAGCCCGAGCCCGAGCCCGAGCCCGAGCCCGAGGCAGCAGCAGAGCCCGAGCCUGAGCAUGAGGCGGCAGCAGAGCCCGAGGCUGAGCCCGAGGUGGCAGCAGAGCCCGAGCCUGAGCCUGAGGCGGUAGCAGAGCCCGAGCCCGAGCCUGAAGCAGCAGCAGAGCCCGAGCCUGAGCCUGAGGUGGCAGCAGAGCCCGAGCCUGAGCCUGAGGCGGCAGCAGAGCCCGAGCCCGAGCCUGAGGCGGCAGCAGAGCCCGAGCCUGAGGCGGCAGCAGAGCCCGAGCCUCAGGCGGCAGCAGAGCCCGAGCCUGAGCCUCAGGCGGCAGCAGAGCCCGAGCCUGAGCCUGAAGCAGCAGCAGAGCCCGAGCCCGAGCCUGAAGCAGCAGCAGAGCCCGAGCCUGAGCCUGAGGUGGCAGCAGAGCCCGAGCCUGAGCCUGAGGUGGCAGCAGAGCCCGAGCCUGAAGCAGCAGCUGAGCCCGAGCCCGAGCCAGCAGCAGCAGAGCCCGAGCCUGAGCCUCAGGUGGCAGCAGAGCCCGAGCCUGAGCCUGAGGUGUCAGCAGAGCCCGAGCCUGAAGCAGCAGCUGAGCCCGAGCCCGAGCCUGAGACGGCAGCAGAGCCCGAGCCUGAGCCUGAGGUGGCAGCAGAGCCCGAGCCCGAGCCUGAAGCAGAAGCAGAGCCCGAGCCUGAAGCAGCAGCAGAGCCCGAGCCUGAUCCUGAGGUGGCAGCAGAGCCCGAGCCUGAGCUUGAGGCGGCAGCAGAGCCCGAGCCUGAGCCUGAGGUGGCCACAGAGCCUGAGCCUGAGGUGGCAGCAGAGCCCGAGCCCGAGCCUGAGGCAGCAGCAGAGCCCGAACCUGAGCCUGAAGUUGCAACAGAGGCCGAGCCUGAGCCUGAGGCGGCAGCAGAGCCCGAGCCUGAGCCUGAGGUGGCCGCAGAGCCCGAGCCUGAGCCUGAGGUGGCAGCAGAGACCGAGCCCGAGCCUGAGGCAGCAGCAGAGCCCGUGCCCGAGCCUGAGGCAGCAGCAGAGCCCGAGCCUGAGCUUGAGGCGGCAGCAGAGCCCGAGCCUGAGCCUGAGGUGGCCGCAGAGCCCGAGCCUGAGCCUGAGACGGCAGCAGAGCCCGAGCCUGAGCCUGAGGUGGCCACAGAGCCUGAGCCUGAGGUGGCAGCAGAGCCCGAGCCCGAGCCUGAGGCAGCAGCAGAGCCCGAACCUGAGCCUGAAGUUGCAACAGAGGCCGAGCCUGAGCCUGAGGCGGCAGCAGAGCCCGAGCCUGAGCCUGAGGUGGCCGCAGAGCCCGAGCCUGAGCUUGAGGCGGCAGCAGAGCCCGAGCCUGAGCCUGAGGUGGCCGCAGAGCCCGAGCCUGAGCCUGAGACGGCAGCAGAGCCCGAGCCUGAGCCUGAGGUGGCCACAGAGCCUGAGCCUGAGGUGGCAGCAGAGCCCGAGCCCGAGCCUGAGGCAGCAGCAGAGCCCGAACCUGAGCCUGAAGUUGCAACAGAGGCCGAGCCUGAGCCUGAGGCGGCAGCAGAGCCCGAGCCUGAGCCUGAGGUGGCCGCAGAGCCCGAGCCUGAGCCUGAGGUGGCAGCAGAGACCGAGCCCGAGCCUGAGGCAGCAGCAGAGCCCGUGCCCGAGCCUGAAGUUGCAACUGAGGCCGAGCCUGGGCCUGAGGCGGCAGCAGAGCCCGAGCCUGAGCCUGAGGCGGCAGCAGAGCCCGAGCCCGAGCCUGAAGUGGCAGCAGAGCCCGAGCCUGAGCCUGAGGCAGCAGCAGAGCCCGAGCCUGAGCCUGAGGUGGCAGCAGAGCCCGAGCCUGAAGCAGCAGCAGAGCCCAAGCCUGAGCCUGAGACGGUAGCAGAGCCCGAGCCCGAGCCUGAGGUGGCAGCAGAGCCCGAGCCUGAAGCAGCAGCUGAGCCCGAGCCCGAGCCUGAGACCGCAGCAGAGCCCGAGCCCGAGCCAGCAGCAGCAGAGCCCGAGCCUGAGCCUCAGGUGGCAGCAGAGCCCGAGCCUGAGCCUGAGGUGUCAGCAGAGCCCGAGCCUGAAGCAGCAGCUGAGCCCGAGCCCGAGCCUGAGACGGCAGCAGAGCCCGAGCCUGAGCCUGAGGUGGCAGCAGAGCCCGAGCCCGAGCCUGAAGCAGCAGCAGAGCCCGAGCCUGAGCCUGAGGCGGCAGCAGAGCCCGAGCCUGAGCCUGAGGUGGCAGCAGAGCCCGAGCCUGAGCUUGAGGCGGCAGCAGAGCCCGAGCCUGAGCCUGAGGUGGCAGCAGAGCCCGAGCCCGAGCCUGAGGCAGCAGCAGAGCCCGAACCUGAGCCUGAAGUUGCAACAGAGGCCGAGCCUGAGCUUGAGGCGGCAGCAAAGCCUGAGCCUGAGGCGGCAGCAGAGCCCGAGCCUGAGCCUGAGGUGGCAGCAGAGCCCGAGCCUGAAGCAGCAGCUGAGCCCGAGCCUGAGCCUGAGACGGCAGCAGAGCCCGAGCCCGAGCCUGAGGCAGCAGCAGAGCCCGAGUCCGAGGCUGAAGCAGCAGCAGAGCCCGAGCCUGAGCCUGAGGCAGCAGCAGAGCCCGAACCUGAGCUUGAGGCGGCAGCAGAGCCCGAGCCUGAGCCUGAGGUGGCCGCAGAGCCCGAGCCUGAGCCUGAGACGGCAGCAGAGCCCGAGCCUGAGCCUGAGGUGGCAGCAGAGCCCGAGCCUGAGCCUGAGGUGGCAGCAGAGCCCGAGCCUGAAGCAGCAGCUGAGCCCGAGCCUGAGCCUGAGACGGCAGCAGAGCCCGAGCCCGAGCCUGAGGCGGCAGCAGAGCCCGAGUCCGAGGCUGAAGCAGCAGCAGAGCCCGAGCCUGAGCCUGAGGCAGCAGCAGAGCCCGAGCCUGAGCUUGAGGCGGCAGCAGAGCCCGAGCCUGAGCCUGAGGUGGCCGCAGAGCCCGAGCCUGAGCCUGAGACGGCAGCAGAGCCCGAGCCUGAGCCUGAGGUGGCAGCAGAGCCCGAGCCCGAGCCUGAGGCAGCAGCAGAGCCCGAACCUGAGCCUGAAGUUGCAACAGAGGCCGAGCCUGAGCCUGAGGCGGCAGCAGAGCCCGAGCCUGAGCCUGAGGUGGCCGCAGAGCCCGAGCCUGAGCCUGAGGUGGCAGCAGAGACCGAGCCCGAGCCUGAGGCAGCAGCAGAGCCCGUGCCCGAGCCUGAAGUUGCAACUGAGGCCGAGCCUGGGCCUGAGGCGGCAGCAGAGCCCGAGCCCGAGCCUGAAGUGGCAGCAGAGCCCGAGCCUGAGCCUGAGGUGGCAGCAGAGCCCGAGCCUGAAGCAGCAGCAGAGCCCAAGCCUGAGCCUGAGACGGUAGCAGAGCCCGAGCCCGAGCCUGAGGCAGCAGCAGAGCCCGAGCCUGAGCUUGAGGCGGCAGCAGAGCCCGAGCCUGAGCCUGAGGUGGCCGCAGAGCCCGAGCCUGAGCCUGAGACGGCAGCAGAGCCCGAGCCUGAGCCUGAGGUGGCAGCAGAGCCCGAGCCCGAGCCUGAGGCAGCAGCAGAGCCCGAACCUGAGCCUGAAGUUGCAACAGAGGCCGAGCCUGAGCCUGAGGCGGCAGCAGAGCCCGAGCCUGAGCCUGAGGUGGCCGCAGAGCCCGAGCCUGAGCCUGAGGUGGCAGCAGAGACCGAGCCCGAGCCUGAGGCAGCAGCAGAGCCCGUGCCCGAGCCUGAAGUUGCAACUGAGGCCGAGCCUGGGCCUGAGGCGGCAGCAGAGCCCGAGCCCGAGCCUGAAGUGGCAGCAGAGCCCGAGCCUGAGCCUGAGGUGGCAGCAGAGCCCGAGCCUGAAGCAGCAGCAGAGCCCAAGCCUGAGCCUGAGACGGUAGCAGAGCCCGAGCCCGAGCCUGAGGCAGCAGCAGAGCCCGAGCCUGAGCCUGAGGUGGCAGCAGAGCCUGAACCUGAGCCUGAAGUUGCAACAGAGGCCGAGCCUGAGCCUGACGCGGCAGCAGAGCCUGAGCCCGAGCCUGAAGCAGCAGCAGUGCCCGAGCCUGAGGCAGAUGCGGCAGCAGAGCGUGAGGCAGGAGCAGUGCCUGAGUCCAUGGCAGCGGCCGGUGGGUCAGCUGCUGUGUCUGGUGAUAGUGCAGUGGACGAAGCCAUUGGGGAGAUCAUCCAGAUUAUCAAGGACUCACUCAAGGGGUAG